AUGAAGAGUUGUGGAAUUUGUGCAAAGAAGAUAGCAAAUGCAGCCGGAAGGUUUGCGCCCCGGGCUCAAAAGCAAAGCAUGAUCCUCAUGUUAUCUCUUUCACUAGCCGGGCAAAUGGACAGUGAUCGGGCUCGUAAGGUUGCUGAGACCAUUACAAGAGGGGUACCAAAAAUAUGCCAUGAACACAUAGUGCAAGCGGCUCAAUACAUGCUGGCCGAAAUGGUAGCGGCUGGGAACGAGAUUUCGCAUUACGAUGAUCCUAAAGCUUCCGGGCGUACAGCAUAUGUAACGGAUGGAGACAUUCCUCAACAUUUGGUUGCUAUUUUGAAUAAUAUGGCAGAGGGUAUCGUCUCCAUCACAGCCCGUGAUGUCAACAAGUUUCUGAAUGCUGCACUGAAAAACUACUAUUCAAGUCCUGUAUGGCCUGUUAAGGCGGAACAGGUCAUCACGACUGUCGCUCAAGUGGGGCAAGAUGGUGGCAAAGUGGAGAACUUGUCAGAAGUGUGUGCUAAAUCAGAAAUAUCAGAAAUGUGUUUCUCCAGUAAAGCUGUCGAGAGCUCAACCGCAGACGAUGAUGACGAAAAGUCAACUUCUCCUCUUCCCUUCAUGAGCGAGGACGAUUCUAUGGUUGAAGACGUGUCAGACUGUUCUUCCACGUUGCUUGAACUUGAACCCGAGUCGAGUAAGAUCAAUGGCAAGACCAAUGUACAACAGAAGAUGUUAACCAUAAGGCAUUGA
Molecule: messenger RNA, 738 nt
Organism: Cooperia oncophora
Lineage: Eukaryota; Metazoa; Nematoda; Chromadorea; Rhabditida; Trichostrongylidae
Source: the annotation of a GenBank genome assembly